CCCCCUCCACAUCAUCAUCAACAGUCAUGUUUUGACGUCAUCAUUUAGACUUUUAUAAAGUGCAGUCACAGAGUGCUGUGCAUUCCUUUAAGUAACAGAAUUCUCUUAAUCACUUUUAAUUAUCGAAAAUGAUUAGAUAUAUUUUGAUGUUGUUUACGCUUGGUUUUACAACUGCCAAAGGAGAAUUCGUGAGCACUCUAUCAUGCAAAUCGAACGAGUUUCAAUGUUUUAACGGACAGUGCAUCAAAAGAAAUCAAUGGUGUGACAAAACUACAGAUUGCAGAGAAGACAAAUCGGAUGAAAGAUUUUGCUCAAGAGGAACUUUUCCAAAUGAAGAUCCCAAUCAAUGUAGACUGGAACCGUUACUGUUUUUGUGUCGUGAUGGAACUUGCAUUCCUAUAGUUGGUAGAUGUGAUAAAGCUUAUGAUUGUCCAGAUAAUUCAGAUGAGAUGAACUGUAGUGUCAACUCUUACAGAAAUAAUAACGUACUUCCAGAACCUGUUAAAGCCCAAAGAAUUCAAAACAGGCCUUCGUACAAUUACCGCUACUUAGAAGGCAGUUCCUAUACCGAUCUUCCGUACGAAAACUUCAAACUGCAGCUGAGUUCGGCUCGUGACUGGAUAAAAUCUCAACAAGAAAAGAACUAUGGGUGGGGUGACUACACAGCCAGAGCAGUCAUUUCAAUGUACUUGUCAAGAGUAAAUGUGUUUCCGAAGUCAGAAGAAGACUUACUUAUGGACAAACAAUUGGAUAUUGAACUAUUUGUAGCUUUAAGGAGAAAUGAGACUAACACACUGUCUCUCUGUGAAUUGGCGCUCUAUAUAAAUGCAUUGCUGGCUGCUUGCAAGAACCCUAGAAAUUUCUACGGAUAUAACUUAGUAAGCAUUCUACGGGAAAGAGCAGAUAAAGUAAACUUGAUGACUCGGUUUGUAAGUCCACUCGUCCAUUUGACGUUAUGCCUCAGUAAUACUACAGAGCCAAGAGAUGUGAAAUCCCUUCAAGAAAUUUUGACAGCGAAUCAGAGUAUCGUGAACAAAGUCGACAUUAUAUCCCUUGCCGUUUUAGCUUCGUCUUGCAUUAUUAGAGAUGAGCGCUACAGUCACCCUCAAUUCCGUAGAAGAUUCGCAAAUCUGCUAUUGAACAAGAUAAAUGAUUCUGGUUUACCCGGAAAUAUUUACGAGCUCUCACUUGCUAUGCAGGCCUUGAAUGCUGCAGAAGUUGAUCCUCUUGAAUGGGGAAGGGAUGUAGCAAUAGAAUCCAUUCUAAGGAAGCAGACUGAAAAUGGGUCAUUUGGUGAUGUCUUGGGAACAUACUAUACUAUUCCAGUACUAUCCGGGAAGUCCUUAUUAUCUCUUUCUAAUCACUGUGGCCAAGACUUCUCAAAUGGAAAGACUCCCUUAGACGUCCUGAAGAAUACAAAGGAAAGGAAAAUUUCCGUCACUUACACUUUGCAUUUUGGUGAUCCUAUGGAAAUGUCGCAAAAAAUCACACUUCAAGUUGCAGAGGGAACAAAUUUCCUGGAUGUCAUGAGAUUGGCAGAGGAAGAAAACCCAAACUUCAGGUUCAGUUUGGAUGAAACUAAAGAUAUACCAUUUGUCUACUCAAUCGGAGGUGUGCCAAAUGACGCAGAGCGUGGAUUAUAUUGGACAUUGUAUGUUCAAAAUACUCGGAAUCCUUCGGACUACAUUCUUUCCGGACGUAAUAUUGAAGAUCUAAUUCCCAUUAACGGAGAAGAGAUUAGAUUUUGUCAGAAACAAAUCUAAAACAACUUGUUAAGUUUUUAAAUUUUUGUUAAUAAAAUGUUAAAACUA
Parasteatoda tepidariorum (common house spider) is the source of this 1811-nucleotide messenger RNA. RefSeq lists its product as uncharacterized. Lineage: Eukaryota; Metazoa; Arthropoda; Arachnida; Araneae; Theridiidae. Gene Ontology annotation, biological process: cobalamin transport. Gene Ontology annotation, molecular function: cobalamin binding; protein binding. The record is from RefSeq and is a predicted model, not a curated record.